This is a messenger RNA of Anisakis simplex (herring worm), 882 nucleotides long. Lineage: Eukaryota; Metazoa; Nematoda; Chromadorea; Rhabditida; Anisakidae. The record is from the annotation of a GenBank genome assembly.
AUGAAUAUUGGUGACGUUAAUAGUAAUUCUAGUGAGGGUAAUGAUAGUAAUGGUGAUAAAAUAUUGAAGUUGGCACAAGAGGCACAUGACGUGUUGAUAGCGUUUAUGCGAUAUGGCAAGAUGGGUGAUGGUUGCGAGAGUAGUACGACGUCGUUGGAGAGUGGGAAGGAUAACUUGAGUGAGCAGAAGGUAGAGCAUUGGAUUGUUAAUGACUCGAUCAUAUCGAUCGCCAUCUAUACCGAAGGAAACGGCAAAACAAAGUUUACAACUGCCACGGCAUCAGAAAGUGAUCCGAGUGUUUUGAAGACUAGUACAAACACUCAAAACAGCAAUGAUUAUAUAACGGACGUUAGACGAAGGCAUCAGUCUGCAGUGCAUAGGCCUGAAAGGUGUUGUAAACUCACUGCGCAUCCACAAGUCAUAGCAUCUGAAGACAUAUUCUCAUUCUUUUUGAUUUAUAAUCUGAAAUAUGUAACGCCGUACCCGUAUCAAACGAUGAAGCAAAUACCGCCUCGUCCAGCCGCGUUAGAUGAUUCGUAUGCGAUUAGCAAAUCGUCGCCUCGUACCCAGUCGGCAGCCACUGUGACGUGGACACAGAUUGUGGUUCGACACGUGUUCGGAAAGCAGUCGUGGUUGAUGCGUUCGUUGAGUAGUAUUCCCGAGGAUUUCGAUGCCGAAUUUCAUGAUUUAUGUACUUGUAACAGUCAGUGGUAUGUGAUGAUAUAUUUUUUAAGUUGUCGCACGUUCCGUAAUCUCGACCGAAUCUCAGCGUUGGAAAUGCACACGGUUGGAGUGGUUUAUGUGGGGUAUGGACAAACGAAAGAAUCAGAAAUUUUGGCGAAUGUCUACGGAUCAGAACGAUACGCAAACUUUAUUAGGUAA